UAAUCGAUCCACCGUCACUUUCACAAACAGGUACACACAGUAAAGCCCAUAACCAAAUAUAACCACACAAAAUCCACACCGACUGAAGUGAGCUUCAUCGUUUUUAUUUUUAUGUUUUUGCGGCCACAAAUGGGAUCUCGCCAAAUACUCACCAUUUUGAUUCUCACAAACACAUUGCUCUCUUUCAUUACCCCGACUCACUGUUCUUCUUCUUCUAAGUCACAGAAUGUUACUGUGUCGCUGUACUAUGAAACUCUGUGUCCUUACUGUGCGAAUUUCAUAGUGAACUAUCUGGUGAAGAUCUUCCAGAACGGUCUUAUCUCCAUUGUCAAUCUCAGGAUGGUCCCAUGGGGCAACGCUUGGAUCAACAAAUCGGACGCCUCCUUCAUUUGCCAGCAUGGGUCAGAUGAAUGCUUGCUGAACACUAUUGAAGCCUGCACUAUUAUUGUCUACCCUGAUGUGGUCCGGCAUUUUAGAUUUAUCCACUGUGUUGAGCGUCUCACCUUGGAAGGCAAGCAUACGGAGUGGAUCAAUUGCUUUCAAAAGUCAGGAUUGGGUACUGUACCCAUCGAUUGCUACAGUAGUGGUUAUGGAAAUGUGAUUGAACAAAAAUAUGCCAAGGAAACAGCUCAGCUCAAUCCACCACAUAGAUUUGUACCAUGGGUGGUUGUGAAUAAUCAACCAAUCCAAGAGGACUACGGAAAUUUUGUGGCCUAUAUUUGUAAGGCUUACAAAGGUCCUAAACCUGAGGCCUGUAGAUCACUUUCACCUAUGGUUGACUCAAUUGAGAAAUCAAAUUCUAUCCAGCCAGUAUGCUAUGUGGAUGAAGAAAGAACUUGACAUCAUUAACAACGGCAAAUAAGAUCCCAAGUUUGGUGAAAGAUUCUCUGACAAACCAUGGAUGAAGGAGGAGCUUUCAGUGUGACUCUGAGACACGAUUUAUAUAAUUCUUCAUCAAUACAAAACUUUACAGCAUCAUGGUGUAUUUCACUAAUGUUAAUAUGAUGGUAAUUUAUUGGCUGAUUGGCAUGCUAUGUAAAACAAGUAACCUGGUUGUAGUACUCUCUUUUUUUCCCUUCUUGAUUUAGGUUAUUUAUGUGUCCUAACAUGUAUUUUUGUUUAUAACUUUGGUUUCUAGAAAACAGCCUAAAGUUAUCAAGAGCCUUGUAGCUCAUUAGCAUUGCUUGGUA
This is a messenger RNA of Quercus robur (English oak), 1190 nucleotides long. Its product is annotated as gamma-interferon-responsive lysosomal thiol protein-like. The record is from RefSeq and is a predicted model, not a curated record. Lineage: Eukaryota; Viridiplantae; Streptophyta; Magnoliopsida; Fagales; Fagaceae. The coding region runs from base 112 to 840 and encodes 242 amino acids. Gene Ontology annotation, molecular function: oxidoreductase activity, acting on a sulfur group of donors, disulfide as acceptor. The transcript is spliced from 5 exons.